Myotis daubentonii (Daubenton's bat) is the source of this 6743-nucleotide messenger RNA. RefSeq names its product adhesion G protein-coupled receptor L3 (gene ADGRL3). The transcript has 26 exons. The coding region runs from base 390 to 5120 and encodes 1576 amino acids. NCBI's taxonomy places the organism in Eukaryota, Metazoa, Chordata, Mammalia, Chiroptera, Vespertilionidae. Gene Ontology annotation, biological process: adenylate cyclase-activating G protein-coupled receptor signaling pathway; cell surface receptor signaling pathway. Gene Ontology annotation, cellular component: plasma membrane. The record is from RefSeq and is a predicted model, not a curated record. Gene Ontology annotation, molecular function: G protein-coupled receptor activity; carbohydrate binding.
UCCUUCUUUGCCGAGUGCGGUGGGGGCGACCUCGCUGGGGCCGGUCGGGCUGGUGGCCCGGGCUCCAUGGCUGGAUGGUGGAGACGGCACCCAGCUGCAGGUUGUUGAGCCGCUGAUGGGACGAUCUCAGGGACCCGCGGUUACGAAAGAAGUGUUUAAAUGUUCAGUAAAUUGGAGGAAAAAAACAUGGAUGUUUAACAACUGAAAACCACAUUAAGGAUUCGAAUUUGGGAUAUUGGUAUUUCUGUUUUGAGGAAUAUUUCUUUUUGGGUUUUUACUUUUUCUUUUUAAUCAUCGGUCUUGGAGUACAGAAGAGGAACCAGAAACACUUAUUGUGAUUCACGUGUGAAACAUUCACUCUUGAGGCACUCACGCCUGACUUCACAACCAUGUGGCCAUCACAGCUACUAGUCUUCAUGAUGCUUUUAGCACCCAUAGCCCAUGGUGGCCAGCACAUUGAGAGACAUCCAGCCCUCGCUGCUCCACUGCGACAUGCUGAGCGCAACCCAGGAGGCGCUCUACCACCCAGACAUCUCCUCCAGCAGCCAGCUGCAGAGCGCGCCACAGCUCAUCGCGGACAAGGGCCCCGUGGAGCUGCCAGAGGAGUUCGUGGUCCCGGUGCCCAAGGAGCUCAGAUCCCAGCCCAAGCUUUCAGCCGCGCCCCAAUCCCGAUGGCUGUGGUCCGCAGAGAGCUUUCCUGUGAGAGCUACCCCAUAGAGCUCCGCUGUCCGGGAACAGAUGUCAUCAUGAUUGAAAGUGCCAACUAUGGGAGGACUGAUGACAAAAUCUGUGACUCUGACCCUGCUCAGAUGGAGAAUAUACGAUGCUAUCUGCCAGAUGCCUAUAAGAUUAUGUCUCAAAGGUGCAAUAACAGAACCCAGUGUGCAGUCGUGGCAGGUCCUGAUGUUUUUCCAGACCCCUGUCCGGGAACCUAUAAGUACCUUGAAGUGCAGUAUGAAUGUGUCCCUUACAUUUUUCUUUGUCCUGGACUACUAAAGGGAGUGUACCAGAGUGAACAUUUGUUUGAGUCUGACCACCAAUCUGGGGCAUGGUGCAAAGACCCUCUGCAGGCUUCUGACAAGAUUUAUUAUAUGCCCUGGACCCCUUACAGAACUGACACCCUGACCGAGUACUCAUCCAAGGAUGACUUCAUUGCUGGAAGGCCAACUACAACCUACAAGCUUCCUCACAGGGUGGAUGGCACAGGGUUUGUAGUGUAUGAUGGAGCUUUGUUCUUCAACAAAGAGCGCACCAGGAACAUAGUAAAGUUUGAUUUGCGGACUAGGAUAAAGAGUGGAGAGGCUAUCAUCGCAAAUGCCAACUACCACGAUACCUCCCCUUACCGAUGGGGAGGUAAAUCGGACAUAGACCUAGCAGUGGAUGAGAAUGGGCUAUGGGUCAUCUAUGCAACAGAACAAAACAAUGGUAAAAUUGUCAUUAGUCAAUUGAACCCUUACACCUUAAGGAUCGAAGGGACAUGGGACACUGCCUAUGAUAAAAGGUCAGCUUCCAACGCGUUUAUGAUUUGUGGGAUUCUGUAUGUGGUCAAAUCUGUAUAUGAGGAUGAUGACAACGAGGCCACGGGGAAUAAGAUUGACUACAUUUACAACACCGACCAAAGUAAGGAUAGUGUGGUGGAUGUGCCCUUUCCCAACUCGUACCAGUACAUAGCAGCUGUGGAUUACAACCCCAGGGACAACCUUCUUUACGUAUGGAAUAACUAUCACGUCGUGAAAUAUUCUUUGGAUUUCGGACCUCUGGAUAGUAGAUCAGGUCAGGCACAUCAUGGCCAGGUAUCUUACAUCUCUCCCCCAAUUCACCUGGACUCUGAGCUAGAAAGACCCCCUGUUAGAGAAAUUUCUACCACAGGACCUUUUGGCAUGGGAAGCACCACCACCAGUACCACCCUUCGGACCACAACUUUGAGUGCCGGGAGGAGCACCACCCCGUCAAUAUCAGGGAGAAGAAACCGGAGUACCAGCACCCCGUCUCCAGCUGUUGAAGUGCUUGAUGACACUACCACGCACCUGCCAUCAGCAUCAUCCCAAAUCCCAGCUCAGGAGGAGAGCUGUGAGGCUGUGGAAGCCCGAGAAAUCAUGUGGUUUAAGACCCGUCAAGGACAGAUGGCAAAGCAGCCAUGCCCCACAGGAACUAUAGGAGUAUCAACGUAUCUAUGCCUGGCUCCUGAUGGAAUCUGGGAUCCCCAAGGACCAGAUCUUAGCAACUGCUCUUCCCCUUGGAUCAACCAUAUCACACAGAAGUUGAAAUCUGGAGAGACAGCUGCCAACAUUGCUAGAGAGCUGGCUGAACAAACCAGGAAUCAUUUGAAUGCUGGAGACAUCACCUACUCCGUCCGUGCCAUGGACCAGCUAGUAGGCCUCCUGGAUGUCCAACUCCGGAACUUGACUCCAGGUGGAAAAGAUAGUGCUGCUCGCAGCUUGAACAAGCUUCAGAAAAGGGAGCGCUCUUGCAGAGCCUAUGUCCAGGCAAUGGUCGAGACAGUUAACAACCUCCUUCAGCCACAAGCCUUGAACGCGUGGAGAGACCUGACGACAAGCGAUCAACUCCGUGCAGCCACCAUGUUGCUUGACACCGUGGAGGAAAGUGCUUUUGUGCUGGCUGAUAACCUUUUGAAGACUGACAUCGUCAGGGAGAACACAGACAAUAUUCAGUUGGAAGUUGCAAGGCUGAGCACAGAAGGAAACUUGGAAGACUUAAAAUUUCCAGAAUCCAUGGGUCAUGGAAGCACCAUCCAGCUUUCUGCAAAUACUUUAAAGCAAAAUGGACGAAAUGGAGAGAUCAGAGUGGCCUUUGUUUUAUAUAACAACUUGGGUCCUUAUUUGUCCACGGAGAAUGCCAGCAUGAAGUUGGGAACAGAAGCUAUGUCCACCAAUCAUUCGGUUAUUGUCAAUUCGCCCGUCAUUACAGCAGCAAUAAACAAAGAAUUCAGUAAUAAGGUUUAUUUGGCUGAUCCUGUCGUAUUCACUGUUAAACAUAUUAAGCAGUCCGAGGAAAAUUUCAACCCCAACUGUUCAUUUUGGAGCUAUUCCAAGCGCACCAUGACGGGUUAUUGGUCAACUCAAGGCUGCCGGCUCCUGACAACAAAUAAGACACAUACGACAUGCUCUUGUAACCACCUAACCAAUUUUGCAGUACUGAUGGCACAUGUGGAAGUUAAGCACAGUGAUGCGGUCCAUGACCUUCUUCUGGAUGUGAUCACGUGGGUUGGAAUUUUGCUGUCCCUUGUUUGUCUCCUGAUUUGCAUCUUCACAUUUUGCUUUUUCCGCGGGCUCCAGAGUGACCGUAACACCAUCCAUAAGAACCUCUGCAUCAGCCUCUUUGUAGCAGAACUGCUCUUCCUGAUUGGGAUCAACCGAACUGACCAACCAAUUGCCUGUGCGGUGUUUGCUGCCCUCUUACACUUCUUCUUCUUGGCCGCCUUCACCUGGAUGUUCCUGGAGGGUGUGCAGCUCUACAUCAUGCUGGUGGAGGUGUUUGAGAGCGAACACUCACGCAGGAAGUACUUCUACCUGGUGGGCUACGGUAUGCCCGCGCUCAUUGUGGCUGUGUCGGCUGCGGUAGACUACAGGAGUUAUGGAACAGAUAAAGUAUGUUGGCUCCGACUUGACACCUACUUCAUUUGGAGUUUUAUAGGACCAGCGACCUUGAUAAUUAUGCUUAAUGUAAUCUUCCUUGGGAUUGCUUUAUAUAAAAUGUUUCAUCAUACUGCCAUUCUGAAACCUGAAUCGGGCUGUCUUGAUAAUAUCAACUAUGAGGAUAACAGACCCUUCAUCAAGUCAUGGGUUAUAGGUGCAAUAGCUCUUCUCUGCCUGUUAGGAUUGACCUGGGCCUUUGGACUCAUGUAUAUUAAUGAAAGCACAGUCAUCAUGGCAUAUCUCUUCACUAUUUUCAAUUCUCUACAAGGAAUGUUUAUAUUCAUUUUCCAUUGUGUUUUACAAAAGAAGGUACGAAAAGAGUACGGGAAAUGCCUGCGGACACAUUGCUGUAGUGGCAAAAGUACAGAGAGUUCCAUUGGCUCAGGGAAAACAUCUGGUUCUCGAACUCCUGGACGCUACUCCACAGGCUCACAGAGCCGAAUUCGUAGAAUGUGGAAUGACACAGUCCGAAAGCAGUCAGAGUCUUCCUUCAUUACUGGAGAUAUAAACAGUUCAGCAUCACUCAACAGAGGAGCCAUGGCUAAUCAUCUUAUAAGCAAUGCUCUGCUUCGUCCGCAUGGUACUAACAAUCCCUAUAAUACAUUGCUUGGGGAACCGGCGGUCUGUAACAACCCUUCUGUCAGCAUGUACAACGCACAAGAGGGGCUUCUGAACAAUGCCAGGGAUACAAGUGUCAUGGAUACUCUACCACUGAAUGGUAACCAUGCCAACAGUUACAGCAUCGCCAGCGGCGAAUACCUGAGCAACUGUGUGCAAAUCAUAGACCGAGGCUACAACCACAACGAGACCGCCCUGGAGAAGAAGAUCCUGAAGGAACUCACUUCCAACUACAUCCCUUCCUACCUGAACAGCCACGAGCGCUCCUGCGAGCAGAACCGGAAUCUGAUGAACAAGCUGGUGAACAACCUGGGCGGCGGGGGGAGCGAAGCGGACGCCAUCGUCCUGGACGACGCCGCCUCCUUCAGCCACGAGGAGAGUCUGGGCCUGGAACUCAUUCACGAGGAGUCGGACGCCCCCUUACUGCCCCCACGACUCUACUCCGCGGAGAACCACCAGCCACACCACUACCCGCGAAGGCGGAUCCCCCAAGACCACAGCGAGAGCUUCUUCCCUUUGCUAACCAACGAGCACACCGAAGAGCUGCCGUCGCCCCCCAGGGACUCGCGCUACACCAGCAUGCCCGCCCUGGCCGGGGUGCCCGCGGCCGAGAGUGUGACCACCAGCACCCAGACCGAACCCCCGCCGGCCAAGGGGGGCGACGCCGAGGAUGUUUACUACAAAAGCAUGCCAAACCUGGGCUCCCGAAACCACAUCCACCAGCUGCACACCUACUACCAGCUGGGUCGCGGGAGCAGCGAUGGCUUUAUUGUCCCUCCCAACAAAGACGGGACGCCGCCCGAGGGCAGCUCCAAAGGACCUGCUCACCUGGUCACUAGCCUAUAGAGGGGACAGGAUGGACGCCACCCGAGCCGCGCGCACCUGCCGGGCCGCCCCAGCUGCUGCCAGCGGUGGGAAGGAUGUGGACUCCUCAGUCUCUAUGCUGUUCUGGAAUGACAACCGCAGACUGUCAGACCUUUUUUAUUUUCUUUCUUUUUUUUUUUAACUGGGAUUUUUAGGUCAGCCCAGGGGAGAAAGGUCACUGCUGAACCCCCCCUGUGCCCUGUCCUUUCCUGCCCUUUCCCCCCUCAGAUGGAGACUUCAUUAUGUUAAUGAACGAGAUAUGAAGAAAAUGGCGCUCCUUGUGGCCUUGUUGAUCAUGUUGUGUUUGUUCUAACAUCUCUGAUGCUCUGUUACUAUAAUGACAAGGACCUGAUUUUUUUUCUGAAAGGCCGGAAGAGUUGUUUGAAAUUAGUAACAAUGCUGCGUCUAGAUUGGAGUGCUGCACAAACAAACAUAAAAGCAAAGCAAAACUGAAUCACAUAGUGGUUUUUAGUCGCUCACCACCUGAGUUCCCCGCAGCAGGAAUAGCUGUGGUAUACAAAAAUCAAACGACACAAUUAAUAACGAAACGGAGGGGAAUUCUAGAAUUAUAUGCUAGAUGCAUAUUUUAUGAUUUGCUGUAUUAACGGAUGAUAAAACUAAUGGCAGAAAAAAAUCGAACAAUUUCCAUGUAAUGUACAGAUACUAGCAUUGCACAUAUAGUCUGCUUUCUGUUCCUCCAGAAUUUGAGUCCUGUUAAUGUAGUGCAAAAAAAAGAAAAGAAAAAAAAAGAGAUACAUUUUCUUUUUCUUUCGUGCUGGUCUUGCAAGUUUGUCUACCAGUAAGAGAGCAAAGUUUCCUUCCUUAUGCUUUUGUUUUCUUUCUUUCUUCAUUUUUUUUUCUUUCCUUUUUUCUUCUUUCUUUUUUGCCUAUUUUCUUUAAAAUGUCACCUGGCAAAAAAAUAAAUAAAUAAAUAAAUAAUAAAAUAAAUAAUAAAUGAACUAUCACUUUAUAAGAAUCAUUUUCUAGUAAUGCAAACAAAUUAUUUUUUACAAAAAAAAUAAAAUAAAUAAAAUUAGACUUCCUUCCGCACUAUAUAUCUUUAUUCAGUCAGAAUAUUUCCAAGAGCAUUUUUGCAAAUUAGAGCAGGACAAACUUUUAUGUUUACGGUGCACAUCUGUUAUAAUGCAAGCAUAUUUGGCAAGCGAUUCAUCACCAUGACAGUAGCUAUGGUUCUAGAAGUCAAGAGAUGUCAAUAGAACUAGUGGGGCUUCUGCAUGUGAAAACAAAAAACAAAAACAUGGUAUCCCAUAGGCAUUAAAGUGCUGAAUGCUCAGUCUGAUCCACAAGUGGGCACCUGCACUACCAAUUUUAAAGGAAAUUCACCCCCUUGUAGUAAGAAUCAAAAGGUCAAGUUAUUUUUAAGUGAUUAAAAAAAAAUCUUCUGUUUGCUAACAGGAACAUUUAUUUAUUUGACAGGAUUUUAAGUAAUAUAGGAAUACAAGAGGUAAAUUAGCAGCACAUAUAAUUUUCUUUUUAAAUUUACGAUCCAUUUUGUAUGGUCUCAAAGUUGGAUGACCUCAUUACUAAUAUUUGUUGUAAAAGUGAAACUUGUUUGCCAACCAAUAAACAACUGAUUGAGAUUUA